Molecule: messenger RNA, 660 nt
Organism: Mollisia scopiformis
Lineage: Eukaryota; Fungi; Ascomycota; Leotiomycetes; Helotiales; Mollisiaceae
Exons: 3
Coding region: 1-660 (219 amino acids)
Source: RefSeq, a predicted model, not a curated record
AUGACGCCAACAAUACACCCAUCCCUCUUCGACUAUUUCCUUCAAGAAGAGAAAGCUCAAAACAUCCAACAAUCACUCGACAUGAUGGACACCACUGCCGACAUCCCCGCCACUAUCCAAAUCGUCCGAGUCGCCCGGGACUUUGACAUGGAUAUCACCGCCGUCCAAGAUAAGAUGAAUAUCACCAACGACAACAACACCACUACUCAAAUCACCCCGUCUUCUCAGGACAUUGAGAUGGACGCCACUAUCGACAUUCUAUGCUUCAAUUUCCAAGAUAUGGACAUUCAAGACACCAUGGAGCUUGAAGCUCAAGGAACUACUAACCAAGAAAUCGAAAUGUCUGACGCCGACGAGGACAUUCAAAGUCUAGAAAUUGAGAUGACUGAUUCUGAGGUCACUACUACCUCGGUGGAAGUCGAGAUGUCCGACAACGACGAGAACAUUCUAGCUCGCGAUUGGGUUGAGACUAGCCCAGAAGUCGAAAUGUCGGACUCUGACGACAAUAAUAACGCUACUACCAAUUCGGAAGAAAUCGAAAUGUCUGACCGCGACGAGAACAAUGAAGCUACUACCGGCUCUGAGGAUUUCGAAAUGUCCGACACCGACAAAAACAAUGAAAACACCACCAACUCCGAAGAAAUCGAAAUGUCCGGCUGA